Cotesia glomerata is the source of this 2523-nucleotide messenger RNA. RefSeq names its product NCK-interacting protein with SH3 domain. NCBI's taxonomy places the organism in Eukaryota, Metazoa, Arthropoda, Insecta, Hymenoptera, Braconidae. The transcript is spliced from 4 exons. Gene Ontology annotation, biological process: endocytosis. Gene Ontology annotation, molecular function: Arp2/3 complex binding; protein binding. The record is from RefSeq and is a predicted model, not a curated record. The coding region runs from base 309 to 2336 and encodes 675 amino acids.
UAGCACGACCACUGUCAAUCGUGACACUGAGGAAACAAACACCACCAACAGCGGACCUAAAAAACUCAGACAGAAAUGGGGAAAGGACUAAGGAUACCUCCGAGAUAAAAACAAGAACAAACUUGCAAACAGUAGUAAAAAAAUGAAAGUGAAAUGUCUGUGUCUCCUACUAAGACUUAAUAAUUUUUAUUAGUCUAGAUAUCCUAGAUAUCUGGGCGUUGUCUGUCUUUAAAAUAAUAAUAAAAGAUCCUUACAUAUAUAUUUAUUUAUUUAUUUGUUUGCUCUGACAAAUAAAUAAAUAAGGAAUUAUGGACGACAAUUAUAUCAGACUCGAAAAUUAUGAAAUGCUCAAAGCAUUGUACGAUUUUAAAGCAACUUUUGCCAAAACACUGAGCUUCCGUGAAAAUGAUCAUUUUAUAUUACAUCAAACUAAUACCAAACAACGAAAUUGGUGGCAAGUUGUUAACAAUACCGGUCAGCUGGGUUAUAUUCCAUCAAAUUAUGUAACUACGGUCAAGGUUCAACCCCAGUUCAUGAUAGACUUCUUGGAAGAAUGUAUCGACAAACUGCGCAGCGAAUUCGUAAAACCAGGAGCGCCAUUACCCAUAGACAAGCAAGACUUAGUGCAGCGUCUUGUAGAAAAGAAGCGACAAGCUGAAGUGAGUCGGAAGCCAAAAAAGCCAGCACCAUUGCCUCCAACUUUCAGCAGCACUUCUCCCAUAAAAGAAAUCCCAGUAACCAUCACGCCAACCACGACCAUCACAACAACACCUUCAUCUUCCUCUUCAAAACCCGAGAACUCAACAACACCAAGCGCUUCGUACGCCAGUGCCAAGUCAUUUCUUCCCGAAGAGCUGCAAAAAAUUCCGGAUUUCAACCGCCGAAACUCGAAUUCCGAACGUCGAUCAUCUUUUCCUCGGCAGUUGUCUUCAGAACUUCGAGAGACUUUGCCUAGACCAGAGCACAGCGUUCCAAAGUCAAUAGAACCUCCCAGAGCAGAACCUCCUCGAGUUCCUGACUCGGAAAAGCCGAACCCGAAUCGUCAGUCGCGAACUUCGCCGAAUAACACCAGCUUUGAAAUAGAUGCACGUGCUGCUUACAAGUUAUUGGACGAAGUAAGAAAAAACACACAGCUUAGCUACGAAAUGUCCAAGUUAGCAGUUACUGUGGUGGUUUCUGGCCUCCAGCAACUUCUUCCUGGCUCAGUGUCUCAUUAUUUUGAUACCGUGCUGAGUCAAUUGCAUAUGCCGCUGUUAAACUCGAAGAUGCGAAUCGAGGACACCUACGAUUCAACACGCCUCAAAAUCAUUUUUGAUGAACUGACUUCUUGCAAAGAAGACUCCCAGCAGCGAAGCUGGAUGCUUUACGAAGACGAGUCGAUAAUCGUCGAGUAUAUCAAGGAGUUGACGUCCAUUCUAACCAACGCUGAUGCCAGUGUUUCAAGACAUGCUUUGAGACAAGAUCAGUACAACGGAAUAAUGACUCUGAUCGAGUACUACCAGAUGGAAGCCAGAUGGACCAUCAGGCAAUUGUUGCUCCAGUCUUUUGGGGUGAUGUGUAGUUUAGAUCCAGUGGUGGUGGGAAUCAUGCUGAACAGUAUUCUUCCUAUGGAACUCGCGAGGGACAUGACUAGCAAUCCCAGGAAUGUCCCCAAGUUGAACUACUCUUCGCUGCUGAUGACUAUGAUCUUCUCGAUGGCUGAACCCAUGCCUAUUACCCACCUGGAGUAUCUGGGUGUUGAGUUCAUUGCGUUUUUGCUAGAUGGUAUUGAGGAUCCGCCUGAUACUGACCUGGAAGACCAGAUUCCUGAUUUGUUCACUAACCUGAUCCUGGCUUAUAAUUUGCAGUUUAAUUUUAAUGCGACAAGCAAUAGUAAUGCCAAUGUCAAUGAGAAUAUUUUCAUGAUGGCGCUGAGAGAAAGGACUAAUGCGAAAAUUUUUACCCAGAAGAUACUGUUUUUGUUGAACCGUGAAGAGGAUCCGGUGAGGAUCUUUGAUCAUCAGCCGGCUCCGAUGCACUCGGUGUUGAAGCUGUUUAUUGAUAUUUUUUCUAUUGAGGUCACUGCGACUUUGUUUUAUACUAAUGAUAUCAAGGUGUUGAUUGAUAUUGUACUCAGACAGCUGUUUGACAUUCCACCAGGAGAUAAGCGACGACUUUACUUAGAACUAUGCAGACGUGUUUUACGAACGACCGGUUACGACGAUCAUCGACAUCGCUCAGAAGACCUGCUGAAAUGCUUCACGCGAAUAUUCUGCGAAGAAGGCCCCGAGAGUCAAGGUGAUCAGAAACUGAUACGUGAAAUUAGUAAUGAAUUUCCUAGUCUAUUUAAAAUGUGACAUAUAUUGUCUUCCUCCUUGUACAAGGAGGUCGAGGACGAUGAUUUGCAAACGCUUGUAUAAAUAUAAGGUACAAUUAUUAUUUUUCUUUCAAUUUAAUUAGUUAAAUUUGUUUAACAGCACGUCAUUUAGUUGAACUUACUUUUUGCGUUUAAGCAAAAAAAAAAAAAAUAUAAAAAUUGUAAAU